Molecule: messenger RNA, 9414 nt
Organism: Varanus komodoensis (Komodo dragon)
Lineage: Eukaryota; Metazoa; Chordata; Lepidosauria; Squamata; Varanidae
Gene: RGS3
Product: regulator of G protein signaling 3
Exons: 18
Coding region: 233-2725 (830 amino acids)
Biological process (GO): signal transduction
Cellular component (GO): nucleus; plasma membrane
Molecular function (GO): protein binding
Source: RefSeq, a predicted model, not a curated record
AUAAAGCAGCACAUGGCAGAGGCAGCCCGGGAGGUGAGGGGUGGCUUCCUGCCAUUCUUCUUCUGCCGGGCUCUUGGGUUCCCAGGGGCCGCCAUGCCAGGAUUGCUGGGGCUUAUUCUCGGCUGCCUGGCUGCCUGGAGGCAGGGGGUCUCUCUCCGGCUCACACUCACCAGGGAGGGUGGGGAAGGAUCUGGCUUUCCAUGGGCCAGCCACAAGCCGCGAGGCUGUGGCCAUGAGUCGCUUCCACGGACUGUGUCGAAUGUGUGCAGAGCAGAGCUACCAGCAGAUUACAAUUCCACGUGGAAAUAAUGGAUUUGGGUUCACCAUCUGUUGUGACUCCCCUGUCCGAGUUCAAGCAGUGGACUCUGGCAGUCCAGCCGACAAGGCAGGCUUACAGCAACUGGACACGGUCGUCCAGCUCAACGAGCAGCCCGUGGAGCACUGGAAGUGUGUGGAGCUGGCCCAUGAGAUCCGGAACUGCCUCCACGAGAUCACCCUGCUGGUCUGGCGCAUCGUCCCGCAGGUCCAAGCUGGCCCCGAGGGCGUCGUCCGCCGUUCCUCAUGCAAGUCAGCCUGCGACUUGCAGUCCGCGUCCAGCCGGCGGGAGAAGAGUCCUGCGGCACGCUCCCGGCCCCGCGAGCAUCGGCAGAGCUUCCACCUUGUGUACAAUGGAGACGGCGGGCAGGGACCCAACGGCUGGGAGCGCUACACAGAGCUGGGGAAGAUCCCCCAGCGGCCCCAUGUGCCACCACCACCCCGCCCACCCUCCAGUCACACAGGCGACAAGAACUACAUAAUCUUGGCCCCGUUCAGCCCGGGGAGCCAGCUGCUGAGGCCGGUUCCCCAGGACAGCAUCGCCUCUGCAGGCGGCACGUGCAAGGGCGGCUCCCAUGGCAAGAAAUCCCGCCUUAUGAAGACUGUGCAGACCAUGAAAGGCCACAGCUCUGGUGCCCAGGCCUGCACCGAGGCUCGGCCCCACGCCCCCCACUCCAGCUACGGCACAUACGUGACGCUGGCCCCCAAGGUGCUCGUCUUCCCCAUCUUCGUGCAGCCCCUGGAUAUUUGCAGCCCGGCCCGGACACUGCUGUUGUCGGAAGAGCUGCUGCUUCACGAGACCCGAAACAAGCCUACAAAGGUAACUCUCUUCAUCUACUCAGACUUGCUGCUGUUCACCAAGGAGGAUGAACCUGGGCAGUGUAAUGUCCUUCGGAACCCCCUGUACUUGCAGGAUGUCCAGCUGCAAGAGGAUUCCUCUGAGGAUCUGAAGUUCUGCAUCCUGUACCUGGCUGAGAAGCUGGAAUGCGUGCUCAGCCUAGAGGCCCAUUCCUGUGAGCAGAAGAAGAGAGUCUGCUGGUGCCUGGCCAACCACAUCGCCAAACAGCAACCAGUCACGUCACCCACGGCUCCACCCGCGGAGAGCAAGAUGCUUAAGCCAGAGGUCGAGAGAGCAGAAGCCGUGUCCCCUGCAGUGGAGGAUCAGUCCAGCCACAUUGCCUGUCCGGUGGCAGAGGAGCUGGCCAAGGAGAGCACGACAGAGGCCUGGGGCGCCCCCAGAGCAGCGGAGCCCAGGGUGCAUCCAGUGGAGCACAGGAAGGAGGAGUGGGGAUGCAAGGAAGAGCCCCACAGCAGCCCCACGGCCUUCACGCCCCCCAAGCUGCAGCUGGACAGCACCUUCCGCCAGGGCGUGAUGGACAUGGCCACUUUGGAGCUCGGUGGCCUGGUGGGCCUGGAGGAUGAGGGGGAGGAAGAGGAGGAGGAGGAGGACAGCGACGAGGGCUACCUGAAGCGGCAGGAAGGGAAGCGUGCUAGCAUGUUCGAGGCACUGGCCCAUGAGCCAGCCUGCAGCCUGAGCGCACAGAGCUCCCUGUGCCGCCGUCGCACCCACAGCGAAGGCAGCCUCCUCCAGGAUCCCUGGGACGGCAACGGCUUCCCCUCGGACACCAGCCUGAACUACACUGAGGGGCAGCGGGGCCCCAGCACAAGCUGGACGCUGCCGUCGCCCAAGUCCCUCAAGGAGCAGCUCGCCAGGAACGGAGGCUCUGUCCACCAGCUCACCCUGCUCUUUGUUGGGAACCACAAGCAGAGGCAGCAGAGGCAGCAGCAGCACACGCCGCACCCGGGAUGCGCCUGCAGCCGAGGAGGCCGAGCUGACCGCAAGGGCAAGCGCCUGGCCGAGGACAUGCGGAGCCGGCUGGGCCUCUUCCGGAGGAGAAGCGCGUCGCCGGACAGCGCCGUGAAGCCCCUCAGGAGCUUGAGGCAGCUUCCAUGGUUCUCCCCCUCUCAGUCUUCUCACAACAACAGCCCCGUGAGGCCCUCCCCUGAAGAAGCCAUCAAGUGGGGAGAGUCCCUGGAGAAGCUGCUCCAGCAUAAAUAUGGCCUGGCUGCCUUCCGUGCCUUCCUGUGCACAGAGUUCAGCGAGGAGAACUUGGAGUUCUGGCUGGUGUGUGAGGACUACAAGAAGAUCAAGUCCCAGUCCAAGAUGGCCUCUAAAGCCAAGAAGAUCUUCCUGGAAUACAUUGCGAUCCAGGCGUGCAAAGAAGUCAACCUGGACUCCUACACUCGGGAACACACCAAAGAGAACCUGCAGAAUAUCACCCAGAACUGCUUUGACCUUGCCCAGAGGCGGAUCUAUGGUCUGAUGGAGAAGGAUUCAUAUCCCCGCUUCCUGCGCUCAGACCUAUACUUGAACCUCAUUAACCAGAAAAAACUCAGUCCUCCGCUCUAGAGGGGAGCAGAUUUGCUCCUCUGGGGAUGCUGUCCUAGGGAGGUGUCUGUUUACACAUGAUCGAUGGCCGAUAUAGGUGGGGGCACUGCUGAGAUGCAGAACUGUCUCAUUCCUCCAGAAGGUACCCACCAGGAACUGGAGAACUUAGCAGUUCAGUCCCAGUCCAAACCAGGAACCUGCUUGCUUCCUCCGGUACGACGAUGUCCCAGUGACCAAGGGGCUGAGGGUUAGAGAUCCUACCAGACCACUGUGAAAUUCAGAGGUGUCUUGCUUGCUCUGGACAUGGCAGGCUCAGAGGGGUCCUUUCCUAAACAUGGAACUGGAUUGGGCCAAGAUGGUGCUGCAAACGAGGAGUGCGCAGACACUGCCACUCCUUCCAAGAGACAAGCACGAAAGGCCCGUGCUUUGGGGAACACGCAAGCACUCGGGGCGCCUGGCCUGCACAAAAGACCCUUCUUACCUGCUCUUGUCAGUAAUGAUUGCCCAGAGCUGCUGCUCCUCUCUGCUCAUCAGGCUGUCAUCUUUCUGUGUAGGAUUAUUUAUUGAAAUUUCUAGCCAGAUGCUCAGUGGAUUGCGCUCCAUGAAAAUCUCUCAACUUCCUAUUGAGGGUUUUUUUUUUGUUUUGCUUUUUUAAUUUAAGUGCAAUAUUAUUACAUAUCCUCUCUCCCCCACCCACUUAUUUCUGGGAACUUUCCUGUGAGAUGAAUGUGGGUAUGUUCUGGUAGUGUCCAGCAUCUGUUAGAUCUGUUUUAUUUCUUCUGUCCCAGCAGCAGGCAGCUGGGAGAUUUAUAAAAAGAGGGUGUAGUGCACCUCCAUGGCAAACUUUGUAUAGGUGAAAACCGGUUGUAUGACUCAGAAGCUAUCUUUGUACUGUCUGCAGUGCGGCAGGGUGCACCAGAGAGGGGUGCAAAGGAGUGUGAGCAUCUGCGUGCGCCCCCUUGUUGAUGUUUUGGCCCAAACACAGUUUUCCUCUUCCUCCCGCAAGGAGUCUGACCAACAGGCGUUUGACCAGCUGCCCAGUUUACAGCUCAAGCCCAUCACUGUAGUCAGUCAGAAAACCCCACAGAGUUUCUUGAUGUGGUCAGUUAAUUAGGACCAAUAAAGAGAUGCUAGAACUUAGCUACUGCCUCCUUCCUGUUUUUCCGCUGCAUUUAGCUCCCAAGGCAGUUCUGCCAUGCCCUUGGAUGACAACAGAUGAGGAGCCUGAAGCACGAGAUAAUUUGGGUCAGAACCCUCGUUAGUAAGGAAGCCUGCACAUGCCCAGAAAGCCCUGCCUGUCUUUUCUGGUCCAGCUGAGCGGGAGCCAUGCAUCGCUCUCCCAACAAGUGACAAAACGGCAUGCUAUGGUCAGGAUGCCAGCCAGGCCCUGUCCCAUGGCACUCCUCUGGCUCUCCCUCCCUGCGUCAUCAUUCAGAGGAUGUACAACAUUCUCAGUCCUUACAGGGCUUCUGAGGCUGGGCUGAGGACUUGUUUCCAAACCUCAGAUGUAGCCUUGGCCCCCUGCCCUAAAACACACAACUACCUCUCUGCACAUGCAUGCGACUUUGUUCCGUCAGUUCUUUCUUUUAAACAAUUAGGUUGCAAUACAUGGCCUUUUAAAAGCUCUACCUUGUAUCUCCUGUCUUUUAGGAUCAGCAUAAUCAGAAUCAUGUCUUGAACAGGGGGUUCUUUCUCUCCCCGCCCUGCACAGCAGAUGCGACAAGCAGAUGCUCUGAGCACUGAGUUUAAGAAGAGCCAGGUGUGGGGAGGGCUGCUCCGGUGUCAGGUAUUGCUGGCGUGGGUGCCAGCCAGGACUGAGUGCCCGUCCCCGCUUCCCCUCUUUGCCUCAGCAUCCCUUCAGGACUCUCUUGCUUCGGCACCUCAGCAAGUGGCGUCCAGCAAGAGAGGGAAUAUCCAUACAUAUUGCCAAGCUGAGAUCACUUUAGCAAGCUGCAAAUUUGCUCUGGGAGGUGUUUCUGUGGUUUGUGUGCCCGAAAGGAAAGCACCUCUGCUUCCGAGAGGGCACAGGAGGAGGGAACCGGGCCAGAUGCACUUUUUUAGAAGGGUAGAAUGAGGCUUUUGAGGAAAGGGGGAGUCAUGCCAGCGUUUUCAUGCAUUUGACUUCAGAGUUUCCUACCCUGGAAUCAUGUGGCGCUUCUCUUGAACUAUAGUCAGAGCUAUAUAAUCUUCUAAUGUCCAGAAAUAGGAAGGCAGGCGGAAGCCGCGGUGUUUCCUUCCAGGCUGCUGGCAAAGAUGAACGUAGCAGAAGGAACUGAGCGGGGUUGACUCGGUGGGCCUUGGCCAGAUCCAGCAGAGCUCUUCUUAUGCUCUUCCUAGGUAUAGUUUGUCAUCUUGAUAUGUUAUUAUGUAUUUUCUUUUUGUUGCCUUUGUCCCAUUGACUUCAGGAUGACUUUUAACAUUGUCCUGUUAUUUCAAAAUAAAAUAAAAUUUCAUGGAAAAGAAUAAUCCCAAAAUUUACAAAGUAAAAUACUUUUAUUAGUCCAGCUCAUAAAACAUAAACACUGUUUUUGAGAUCUUCUGAUGUCUCCACUGGGCACUUCAUUUAUUGAAUUUGCAGACUGUUCUUUCACGGACGGUGCCUCGACUUGGGGAGGCCUGGUCCUCUGGGCUCAGUGGGCCAAAUUCAUGGCCUUUGAAUUCCAGUGCUGCGUCAAGGGUUGCCUCCAGCCUGGCUGCCCAAGGGGGUUCUUCCCCCUACAACCAUCCUGGGGUGGGAGUCAGGCCAGAGAAUGCUCUGCCUCUGACCAGGCCCUCGUAGCACCGGCAAGAGCAGCAGCCCCACUGGGGCCGCAAGAGUGACCAGGGGCCAGGUGGCUUCUGCUCUUUUGGGUGUCCUGCUUUUUGUAUCCAUAUUUGGGGUUAGCCUGGGUGGCGGUGAUGAUCCACUCACCCUCCAGACCUUCGGAGAUCAAGCCCCCCACCCUGAUUCUGUGGGGUAACUGUCCGUCAGCACCCCGAGCCUGCCCUUCUGCACGCUCUGCUCUUGGUCUCCGAGGCCAGCAAACACUUGAGUCUGUUAGGGCGAACUCGAGAACUGAGCUUGCUCCUAAAAGCGCCCUUUUCUCCGAGGAUGGUGGUUGUCAGAUGAUGUAGCUUGAGCACUCUGUGAAGGUGAAGGUGAAGGCAUUUAUGCUGCUGAUGGUGGGUGUCCAGGUGUCAGGACGGAAAGUCCCUCGCCCCACAGGAGGAUCACGGGAUGUGAUGGCGGGCCGGGCAGGCUGCUUCCUGAGGGCGGACUUCCACUGCUGUUCAGAUUAGUGAGCUAGCACAGUCCACUUUCCUCUCAGGUGCUAUAUAACCGUCUUACACUGCACUAUAUAAAUGGCGCUUUAGUGUUGCUUUUAAUUCACAUUUAAAGUUGUCAGUGGAAGUUUCUGUUCCGCUUGCUGUAGCUGAGUAAUGCAGCUGCACCACGGGUUUGUUGCUAUCUAAGCUAAUUUUCUGUCAUCUUGUUGUGAUAGCUGCCGGGAGAGGUGCCAUUUGCCCUCUGGUUUUUGGAUGGCCAAAGAAGCUGCUUUAACGACAACGGAGAGUUCAAAAAUACACUCCCUGCUGCAAGGGACGGAAACGCAUGUAUAUCCCGAAGACCCAUGGAUGUGGUGGGUGUGCUGUCUCCCUGGAAGAUAGAUUAAUGAUGUACCUGGAGGAUGGGCAGGGCUCAUGUGUGUCAUUUGAAUUUGGGAAUCUGCAGGAGAUUUCCGCCAUGUCGUGCUGCCUGGGCGUGUAGCAGAAUUUACUAGUGGCUGGGCCAGCUUCCCUCCCGGCUCGCCCCUGGAAAUGACACCAAUUGCGCCUUCCUGAAUGUGAAUCCGAGCAAAUGGUCCCCCCGUGCCACUUCUGUUUUGCAGGCAUUGUGUGCAGAGGGAGUGGCAGUGGCAGCCGCUCACGUGGAGGCUUCCAAGCGGACGGGCAAGCCUUCCAGUGGACAGGACUCCCCCGGGGAGCUCUGUGGUUGGAGGCGGCCUCCUCCAAGUCCCAGGUGCCUGGGGUCAAGGAGCGGGGGUGGCCAGUUGUCUGCUGCCCUUGUCCGAUGGGUUCCCAGAGGCCUCUGGUGGGCCGUUCCGCACAUCGAGCUGCUGGCGUGGGUGGGUCCCUCUUGCUCCAGUCAGCCAGGUGGGCGGGCGAGUGGGGGACAGGUGGAGAAGCCAGACCUGACUGCCAAGCAAGGGACUCAUCUUCCUCUUUGCCCCAGAUCAGAUCGCAAAGUGAAGCUUGACUGCCAUCUUUCGGUCAGCAAGAGAACUGAAGCCGAACGAGAGCAAGGGGGCAGCUAUGCAUGGUCAGCUCGCCGUGGAGCAACAUUCUUCUGUUUAUUUGGUUGAUUCAUAGCCUUGCAAAUGAUAAACAGCAGCCUACAUACAUAAGAAAACAUAGUGCAUAAAAGAAGUGGAACAUCACAGCAGUUAAAAAAUGCUGGGUAAUAAAAUGGUGAAUAUGCACAGCAGCAUUAAACAUAAAAUGCCAUAAGUCUGUGAGUCAAAAGCCUCAGUAGCAUCUGCUUGGCUCCUUGUUUUCUUUGUAGUCAAGAUGGCGAGUCAGUGGUCCCCCCACCUGCUCUGCAGGGACACCUCAAGGUGCUGAGGGGGUCUGAGCGCCAGAGAAGCUGCAAGCAAUGCAGCAGGAGUCCGACUCUUGCUAGCCUGGUCUGGCUGGCAGGGCCACCCAAGGUGGAAGGGUCAAAGCAGAGACACUCAACCCACAAUCGCAUCAUCCUCUCGACUCAUCCUUGCCUUGCAAAUAGUGAUUCUCAUUGAAUAUGACGUAGUUGCGAGUGGGUACCGUCUUUAAGCAGGCUGCUGCUGGUGGGGCUGCAUCAAAGGGCUUGCUUUCUAACAAGUGUGUUGAGGCCAUGUGACCAGAGAGUGUGUGUAUGUUUGUGUGCGUGCCCCUCUCUGUGCUGUGACUUAAAAGUGUUUUCUGAUAAUGCACAAACAUCAAAUGGGGAGUAUGAAUUGGUGUCACUGGGCUGACAAGUGUGGAACAGGCAUAAAGGGAGAGCUGUCAAUGAACAAAUAUGCAUGGAACGAGACGGGACAUUGCAGAUCAAAGGGGUACGGAUGUCUCAGAUGACAGUCGUUCGGAAUGGCGCUUCCUUAAAAUUGUGUUUAAAUGAGAAAAUUGUGAUUGUGGGAGAGGAGUGCAGCAACAUGCGAAGCGAUGGUUGGCUGGAGCAGACCAAGAUGGGUGGCCAGGUGGUCCCACUUAUUUUUAUUCCCAUGGUCCACUGAUGUGUCCAAGAUACAGAGCAAGGGUGCUUGCUUUAACUGUUCAGUUGCGACCGACUACAAGCGAUCCCGUGGGCCAAUCUCGCCACGCUUUCCAUUCCCGUGCCACCUCUUUCAGCUGAACUAUGCUCUGGCCCACGUCCUCUUUGAAGAAGUCCAACCACUUGCUCUUUGGCAACCUGGUUUUCUCUUGCCACCAAGCAUUAUAUCUUUUUCUAAUGAGCUUGAUCGCAUGACGUAGCCAAAAUGCCUGAGUCUCAGCCCAGCAAGCUGGGAACUAGCAGCGCCUGGCUCUGAGGUGGAAGUUCUUUCAGGCCUCCUGGGAGAUGGGGUUUUGCCGUGACACCUGUGGAGCCAACAAGCCUGCAGAGCAAGUCAUUCACAAAAGCGAAGGGCACUGGUCGCAGGAGUGAGCUCUGUGGUGCCCCACCUGUUCCUAGGCUGAGAAGGUGCCACUGAUUGUACUCUUUGAGUCCUGUACUGUGGCCAACUGUAGUCCCAAGGGAACUGUAGUCCAAGAGGAGCAAAACAGAAAACUUUAUGGUCCAAAAUAAACCAGGGCAGAUUUUUCUGGAACAUGGUAAGAACCUCGAUAUUGGUGUAUUUUUGGUAGCAAGCCUACUCACAAGGAGUUUAAAGCAGUGGAAGCCACUCUUUUCUUGUAAAUAGUGGAACACACAAGAACUAAUAAUGAACUCUGAGGUGCCGUGCACCAGAGGAGAGCUUCUCGUUUCCAGCAAAGGUGAGACUUUUUUUCUAAGACGCUGAGAAAAAUGACACUCCAAGGUGCCCAAAUUAGAAUAAUUUAAUGUGGGCUUAAUCUAAAUAAGAAUUCAAGCGCUGACUUGUCCUCACUGCCUCCCUGCUGAAUUGAGCCAACCGAGUACACGUUGCAGGUAUUUUGUGGGGCGGUAACUAGGUCAGUUAUUUUGGUUGCUCAUUAUUACUUGUGAAAAACGUUUGCAGCACUGUCGGCAGCAACACACAGCACUGGCUUGGCUCGGGCGGCUACAUCUUUGCUGCAGGUGCGUCAAAAUGACCUUCAUUCUCUGAAUGGACCGUUUUUUGGAAGUCUGGUGUCUUUGGAUAUGCUGUUUUGGAAUUCGAUUUCUGGAGUGUGAAAAUCUUCCUCUACCAAUUCUCAGUCACUGUUCUUCACAGCAGAGCCAAGAUUGUCUUGUGCGUGGCUUUAAGUCAGCAACAGAAAUGUGGGUUUGUGAUGCCUGGACCACAGGCAAGCUGCAGAGCUAGCAGAUGGAGAACGUAUGAGGCAGGUUCUCCCCCUCAGCAUGGAAAUGCGAGCAGAGGGCAGCGGUCACUGAAUUUUCAGGGCAGAAGGACUGAGGACUAAGACCGCCACACCUUGGUUAAAUGUGGACCCACACUUCUAAAAACUGAAUAGACAUUUCUCAGUUAUGAUCACUUUAUGAGAUUUACCUUUAAUUAAAACUUAAGUUAGCUACA